Molecule: messenger RNA, 4719 nt
Organism: Leishmania mexicana MHOM/GT/2001/U1103
Lineage: Eukaryota; Euglenozoa; Kinetoplastea; Trypanosomatida; Trypanosomatidae
Product: proteophosphoglycan ppg1
Exons: 1
Coding region: 1-4719 (1572 amino acids)
Molecular function (GO): protein binding
Source: RefSeq, a predicted model, not a curated record
AUGGGUGGGAAACCUGCUGUCCUGCUGGGGAAGGUAGUCGACUGCACCGGGCAUGACACCAUCCCGUUUUACACAGUCGAACAGCAGACGAACACUUUGGCGUUCCUGGCCGAGUUCCCAUACACUAUCGCCGCUCUCAGGAAGAUGUGGGUGUGCCGCAACUUCUGCGACUGGCAUGGCGUGCAUUGCUCUGCGGAGGGUGUUGAGGUGCGCCUUGAUUCACGACGGCUUGUCGGCCGGCUACCAGAAGUGCCCACUGCCGUAGAUGUCAAGCAGGUGAUGAUAACAAGCUUUGCUGUCGAGGGCGAAGGCGAUGGCAUCAAGAGUCGGCUGCCAGAGAGCUGGAGGAAGCUUGAACAGCUCACGUCUCUGAAGAUCAGUCUAGACACUAGCUCGCCUGCUUUGAAAUCAUUUGACGUCCAGAAUAUCGUCUACACUGUGAGAACCGUGACUGAGGCCGCCACUGGAACGAAACUGAGCAGGUGCUUCAUUCCACGCAACGCGGAAAACGUGUCACUUCACAGCAGCAGCAUGAGUGGAACGCUUCCACCCAACCUGCCCGUCUGCAAUCCAAAGAUGAAGUAUCUUUACCUCCACAAUAAUACCGGCCUCACAGGGACCAUCCCGAAAGAAUGGGGGAGUUGGACCAGUCUUCGAAUUAUCAAUAUUGAGCUCACAAACUUGUGCGGCUGCCCUCCACAGGAGUGGGCUACCUUCAACCCCUCAGUCAUAGUUAUAGCCGAGGACAGAAUAACCAACUCAGACCUCUGCAAAAUCAGCUGCAAGGACAGCAGCAGCAGCAGCAGCUCUGAACUGGAGUGUGAUGGCCCCAUUCCGUUUUACACAGCAAGCCAGCAGGUGCACACGCGCAACUUCCUUGAGGCGUUCAAGUACACAAUUAAAGACCUGCAGCCGCUGUGGACGUGCACGAACUUCUGUGUCUGGGAGUAUGUGCACUGCACACCGGCGGGUGUGGCAGUGGAGAUUACUGGCACAGAGUUUUUCGGUUCUGUUCCGGAGGUGCCCGCCGAUGUGAACCCAUCGGAGGUGGUGGUAACCACGCUUGAUUUCAGUCAUAGCGUGUGGCUGGAGGGCGAGUAUCCCAAUAGCUGGGCCUCGCUGACGUCUCUGCAGAAGGUGUCCUUUGCAUACACUUCGAUGUGGGGAACGCUGCCAUCCCAGUGGGGUUCCAUGUCCGUGCUGAAGUUCCUCGAUUUCAGCUUCACGUGGACAGUCGGUAAGUUCCCCGAAAGUUGGAGCCGCUUAGCGAAUUUGGAGGUGCUCAGAUUAGUGCAUCUCACAAUUCCGGAUCACUUGCCGGCCUCGUGGAGCAGCAUGAAAGCAUUGCGGGAGCUCGACCUCGACAGCACCAGCGUGUCAGGCACGCUACCAACCUCCUGGGGCGCCCUCAAGAACCUCGAGAUUCUAUCUAUGCCCAACAACAACAUACACGCGACUUUACCUGAUAAAUGGAGCUCGCUAACGCAGCUGCGAACCCUACACCUGCACCAUAACCAGCUUGUCGGCUCUAUCCCAGAGACCUACAACGCGAUGGUUACCCUCACCCGUGUCAGCCUCGAAGUCAACCGACUCUGCGGCUGCCUCCCAAGUACAUGGGCCGAGAGGAACGGUGUGUCCAUGACCAUCACCGCUCAGCCGGAGGUACUCGCUCCUGACUGCGCGACUGAGAACAUCUGCGAGCCACAGACAGAAAGUAGUAGCAGCUCCGCCACCACCUCGUCUUCGUCGUCUGCGCCGUCCAGCAGCAGCUCCGCGCCGUCCUCGUCGUCCUCGUCGUCUGCGUCGUCCAGCAGCAGCUCUGCGCCGUCCUCGUCGUCUGCACCGUCCAGCAGCAGCUCUGCGCCGUCCUCGUCGUCUGCGCCGUCCAGCAGCAGCUCUGCGCCGUCCUCGUCGUCUGCACCGUCCAGCAGCAGCUCCGCGCCGUCCUCGUCGUCUGCGUCGUCCAGCAGCAGCUCCGCGUCGUCCGCGCCGUCCUCGUCGUCUGCGUCGUCCAGCAGCAGCUCCGCGCCGUCCUCGUCGUCCUCGUCGUCUGCGUCCUACAGCAGCAGCUCCGCGUCGUCCGCGCCGUCGAGCAGCAGCUCUGCGCCGUCCUCGUCGUCCUCGUCGUCUGCGCAAUCCAGCAGCAGCUCCGCGCCGUCCUCGUCGUCCUCGUCGUCUGCGUCCUACAGCAGCAGCUCUGCGCCGUCCAGCAGCAGCUCCGCGUCGUCCGCGCCGUCCUCGUCGUCUGCGUCGUCCAGCAGCAGCUCCGCGCCGUCCUCGUCGUCCUCGUCGUCUGCGUCCUACAGCAGCAGCUCUGCGCCGUCCAGCAGCAGCUCCGCGUCGUCCGCGCCGUCCUCGUCGUCUGCGUCGUCCAGCAGCAGCUCCGCGCCGUCCUCGUCGUCCUCGUCGUCUGCGUCCUCCAGCAGCAGCUCUGCGCCGUCCUUGUCGUCUGCGUCGUCCAGCAGCAGCUCUGCGCCGUCCUCGUCGUCUGCACCGUCCAGCAGCAGCUCUGCGCCGUCCUCGUCGUCUGCACCGUCCAGCAGCAGCUCUGCGCCGUCCUCGUCGUCUGCGCCGUCCAGCAGCAGCUCUGCGCCGUCCUCGUCGUCUGCACCGUCCAGCAGCAGCUCUGCGCCGUCCUCGUCGUCCUCGUCGUCUGCGCAAUCCAGCAGCAGCUCCGCGCCGUCCUCGUCGUCCUCGUCGUCUGCGUCCUACAGCAGCAGCUCCGCGCCGUCCUCGUCGUCCUCGUCGUCUGCGUCCUCCAGCAGCAGCUCUGCGUCCUCCAGCAGCAGCUCUGCGCCGUCCAGCAGCAGCUCCGCGCCGUCCUCGUCGUCCUCGUCGUCUGCGUCCUACAGCAGCAGCUCCGCGCCGUCCUCGUCGUCCUCGUCGUCCUCGUCGUCUGCGUCCUCCAGCAGCAGCUCUGCGCCGUCCUCGUCGUCUGCGCAAUCCAGCAGCAGCUCCGCGCCGUCCUCGUCGUCCUCGUCGUCUGCGUCCUACAGCAGCAGCUCUGCGCCGUCCAGCAGCAGCUCCGCGUCGUCCGCGCCGUCCUCGUCGUCUGCGUCGUCCAGCAGCAGCUCCGCGCCGUCCUCGUCGUCUGCACCGUCCAGCAGCAGCUCUGCGCCGUCCUCGUCGUCCGCGCCGUCGAGCAGCAGCUCUGCGCCGUCCUCGUCGUCCGCGCCGUCCAGCAGCAGCUCUGCGCCGUCCUCGUCGUCUGCGUCGUCCAGCAGCAGCUCUGCGCCGUCCUCGUCGUCUGCGCCGUCCAGCAGCAGCUCCGCGCCGUCCUCGUCGUCCUCGUCGUCUGCGUCCUACAGCAGCAGCUCUGCGCCGUCCAGCAGCAGCUCCGCGUCGUCCGCGCCGUCCUCGUCGUCUGCGUCGUCCAGCAGCAGCUCCGCGCCGUCCUCGUCGUCUGCACCGUCCAGCAGCAGCUCUGCGCCGUCCUCGUCGUCCGCGCCGUCGAGCAGCAGCUCUGCGCCGUCCUCGUCGUCUGCGCCGUCCAGCAGCAGCUCCGCGCCGUCCUCGUCGUCUGCGCCGUCCAGCAGCAGCUCUGCGCCGUCCUCGUCGUCUGCGCCGUCCAGCAGCAGCUCCGCGCCGUCUUCUUCGUCCGCGCCGUCCAGCAGCAGCUCCGCGCCGUCCUCGUCGUCCUUGUCGUCUGCGCAAUCCAGCAGCAGCUCCGCGCCGUCCUCGUCGUCUGCGUCGUCCAGCAGCAGCUCCGCGCCGUCCUCGUCGUCCUUGUCGUCUGCGCAAUCCAGCAGCAGCUCCGCGCCGUCCUCGUCGUCUGCGUCGUCCAGCAGCAGCUCCGCGCCGUCCUCGUCGUCUGCGUCGUCCAGCAGCAGCUCUGCGCCGUCCUCGUCGUCUGCGUCCUCCAGCAGCAGCUCUGCGCCGUCCUCGUCGUCUGCGCCGUCCAGCAGCAGCUCCGCGCCGUCCUCGUCGUCUGCGCCGUCCAGCAGCAGCUCCGCGCCGUCCUCGUCGUCUGCGCCGUCCAGCAGCAGCUCUGCGCCGUCUUCGUCGUCUGCGCCGUCCAGCAGCAGCUCCGCGCCGUCUUCGUCGUCUGCGCCGUCCAGCAGCAGCUCUGCGCCGUCCUCGUCGUCUGCGCCGUCCAGCAGCAGCUCCGCGCCGUCCUCGUCGUCUGCGCCGUCCAGCAGCAGCUCUGCGCCGUCCUCGUCGUCCGCGCAAUCCAGCAGCAGCUCCGCGCCGUCCUCGUCGUCCUCGGUGUCUGCACCGUCCAGCAGCAGCUCUGCGCCGUACUCGGCGUCCUCGUCGUCUUCGUCCUCGACGACGACCACUGUGGAACCAACUGGGAACCCCGUUCUGCCGUCGUUUUCGUCUGCCUCUUCGUUGCGGGAUAGUUUUUAUGAUAAUCUGUAUCUGAUGUGCCCGAAUGUGGAAGAGGCCGGCGUUGAUAUUAUUUCUAUGUAUAAGGAGGACAUCUGCUGCAGCAAGUGGGAUGGCAGCGAGUAUAAUACCACGUGCGGGGACAUGAUUGAGAACUAUGCGAAUGCCAUUGUGACUUGUAGCGGUGCUCUCGGUAGCCGAGGUUACUUCUCAUGCUGCACCAGUGUUGGGCCGGAUGGUGUCGGACAGUUCCUGGGGACGCGCUGCCAGGGCACGUCUGUGGAUGGUGUGAAAGGACCGUUAGCCCGUGCGGCGUUGUGGAAUAUCCGCUCGAGCGGCGGCGGUCUCUUGGUGACGCUUGCCGCCGUGAUUGUGAUUGGGGUAAUGUAG